Molecule: messenger RNA, 962 nt
Organism: Scleropages formosus (Asian bonytongue)
Lineage: Eukaryota; Metazoa; Chordata; Actinopteri; Osteoglossiformes; Osteoglossidae
Product: homeobox protein Hox-C13a-like
Exons: 2
Coding region: 39-962 (307 amino acids)
Biological process (GO): regulation of DNA-templated transcription
Molecular function (GO): DNA-binding transcription factor activity, RNA polymerase II-specific; DNA binding
Source: RefSeq, a predicted model, not a curated record
GAGUGGUGGACUUUUAAAAAGCAUCGACAGCCCGUGAUAUGUCGACUUCGCUGGUCCUGCAUCCACGCUGGGCGGACACCUUGAUGUACGUUUAUGAAAAAAGCCCGAAUGAAAAUAAUCCGAAUAAAAGCCAAGCCAUGGAGGGACUGAGUGGGAAUUGCCCCGCUUCCCACUGCAGGGAUUUGAUCUCGCACCCGGCGCUUGGGCGGCAUCCUGGCACCAUAGCGCCUCACCAAGGCUCUGUGUAUCCGGAUAUAUCCUCGGCAGACGCCGGACGACAGUGCCCCGCUCCGCAAACUUCCACAAACGCCACGCUGGGAUAUGGCUACCCUUUUGGAAGCCCUUAUUAUGGCUGCAGGUUGUCGCACUCGCACAACGUGAACUUGCAGCAGAAGCCCUGCUCUUACCACCCGUCUGAGAAAUACGCGGAGCCCAGCAGCGCGCUGCCCACAGAAGAACUGUCCAGCAGGGCCAAAGAAUUCGCAUUUUACCCCAGUUUUGCAAGCUCUUAUCAGACUGUCCCGGGUUAUUUAGACAUGUCGGUGGUGCCCAGUAUCAGUGCACACCCGGAGCCUCGGCACGAAGCACUGAUACCGGUGGAAGGCUACCAGCACUGGGCUCUUUCUAAUGGCUGGGAAGGGCAGGUGUACUGUUCCAAAGAACAAACUCAGUCCACUCAUCUCUGGAAGUCCCCGUUCCCAGAUGUGGUUCCCUUGCAACCCGAAGUCAGCAGUUACCGCCGAGGCCGCAAGAAACGCGUUCCAUACACCAAGAUCCAACUGAAGGAGCUGGAAAAGGAAUAUUCCGCAAGCAAAUUCAUCACCAAAGACAAAAGAAGGCGCAUCUCAGCCACGACCAAUCUUUCCGAGCGCCAGGUCACCAUCUGGUUUCAGAACCGCCGGGUCAAAGAGAAGAAAUUCGUGUGUAAAUCUAAAAGCAGUACCCAUAUGCACAGUACUUGA